AUGGAUUCUCGCGGAUAUCCUCUUACUAUCUCGAAAGUACGCUAUCUCGCUAAGCUCCUCUUUACCGCGAAAUUAAAGCCAUCCAAAGUUCAAGACGCCUUUAUCAGUGAUCGCUGGGUCAGCCGCUUUAUUCAUCGCCACGAAGCUGAAUGGAAGUUAAAAUACACAAAGAAAUAUAAUUAUCAACGUGCAAAAUGCGAGGAUCCUCAGAUUAUAAAGCGGUGGUUCGAAGUUGUUCAAAAUACUAUACAAAACUAUGGUAUUCUUGAACAGGAUAUCUACAUUAUGGACCAGACAGGCUUUCAAAUGGGAGUAGCUACGACUGCAAAUGUUAUCUGCAGAUCAGGUACUAGAGAAUCUCAUGCAAAAUCGACUCAUCCUGGAAAUGGCGAAUGGGUGACAUCAAUCGUGACAAUAAACGCUGCAGGUAGUGUUUUACCUCCACAGAUUAUUUUUGCUGGUAAGAUGUUGCAAGCGAGGUGGUUUGAAACUAUCCCCGAUAGCUACAGUAUUAGUGUCAGCGAGAAUGGCUGGACAACUGAUAAGCUUGGUUUUGAAUGGCUUCAAGGAUUUGAUCGAUAUAUAGCUUCAAAACCUGCGGGCCGGUGUCGUCUUCUUAUUCUCGAUGGCCACGGAAGCCAUUCAACCGUUGAAUUCGAUCAAUUUUGCAAAGAAAAGAAGAUUAUUUCUUUAUAUAUGCCUCCGCAUUCAUCUCACAAACUCCAGCCGCUCGAUGUAGGCUGUUUUGCACCUUUAAAACAGCUAUACGGACAACGGAUCAGCGAUGCAAUACAGAACGGCAUUGAAUUCAUCGAUAAGGAUUUCUUAUAUCACUACCAACACGUGCAUCCAAAGGCCUUCUCCUCAAGCAAUAUACGCAGUAGCUUUCAAGCAACUGGGCUAGUCCCGUACAACCCAGAUCGAGUGCUUUUGAAGCUUAAAAUUCAACUUCAAGAUAAAACGUUUACCCCGCCUUCAACCGCUUCAUCCGGCUCGCAAUCCUUUUAUCUCGGAAAAACACCUCUAAACGCAUACCAAUUAAAUCAUCAAAGAGAUGAGCUUCAAGCACUUCAAGAAUCGGGAUUAUCAUCGCUAGUUACUGAGCAGGCGCUUGAAAAGGUCUUUAAAGGCGCAGAAAUGGCGAUGCAGAAUGCCGCCCUGCUUCAACAAGAGAAACAUCAGCUUCGCAGUGCUGAUAUUCAUAAGAAGAUUAAAAAAAAGGCUUCUCGUCGCUUUAUUCAAGAAGGAGGUACUCUGAAUGGCCAAGAAGGGCGAGAAAAGGUGCAACAAAUGGCUCAAAGAAAAUGCGAGGCCACAUCAAUCCUUAUUACGCCGGCCACCUCGUUGCAGUGA
This is a messenger RNA of Aspergillus affinis, 1353 nucleotides long. RefSeq lists its product as uncharacterized. Gene Ontology annotation, cellular component: nucleus. Bases 1 to 1353 code for a protein of 450 amino acids. The transcript has a single exon. The record is from RefSeq and is a predicted model, not a curated record. Gene Ontology annotation, molecular function: DNA binding. Lineage: Eukaryota; Fungi; Ascomycota; Eurotiomycetes; Eurotiales; Aspergillaceae.